Molecule: messenger RNA, 648 nt
Organism: Cherax quadricarinatus
Lineage: Eukaryota; Metazoa; Arthropoda; Malacostraca; Decapoda; Parastacidae
Source: RefSeq, a predicted model, not a curated record
UCAACAAAAGUAACUGUUUCAGUGGAAGUAGUGCGAGAGACACUGACGUGGCUGGUGAUUCAUGCAACUAGAUUAUAUCCUACAGCAACGCAUACAAGCGCGGCGCUCUGCACUUCUUGGCAUUUAUCACGGGCUGACCUGUCAUACAUGAAUGAACAAUACAACAGUGCCCUCGCUGGCUACUUGACUGCUGUGUUCGUUGCAACAGAUUUCCUCAGGAAUGACAAUGGAGGAGAUCAGUGUGUGCUUACUGAUGGGAUCAUCAGACGAAUGAUUCGAUGUUGUAUGAAUCUUAACUGUUAUACUCAAGCUGCUAUCUUGUGCCAGUUCUUAGAGAACAUUGACUAUAGUACAGCGCUGCGGUGCCUACAGGAAAGGAACUCAGUGGAUGCCAUGGAUGCUUACUACUGCUGCCUGUGGGAUGUCUCUCUCAUUGAGUUCAUCAUCAACAUGCACCAGAAGCGUGGAGAGAUACAACGCAGGGAUAAAGCUGUGAGAUACACCUCAGUUUACACUUCUUUAAGCUUUAGUGUUUUACUCUUUUUAAGUUCCUGCAUUCUCAUUCAUUUGAUGUUCCUUACCUUUCUUUGUCUUCAUCUACUUCAUGUUCCUUACUUCCCAGUAUCUUUGUGAUAUUCCCUACUUUCC